CAGAAUUGUUAUGUAGUGCCAAAGCACAGAAAAAUGGUUGCAAAUAUUUUUGAGCGAAUUUUCAUAAGCUGUUUAUUAUACCGUUAUGCAUUUGCACAGAACACGGACAUCCACGUAUACAGAACGGAUUAUGACGAGUUCAUAAUAUUCAACAAAGACACGGAAACCUGGAAGGGUGCACGUGAUAUAUGCCGUGAGCAUACAGCAAAUUUGGUCUCACUCGAGUCACAGAGAAAGCUCAUAGCUUUGCAUAUGUUUCUAUUUGCCAACGAUUUCUUACAGACAACGGUGAAUAAGGCAGAUCGCGCUUUUAUAUAUUGGAGCGGUGGCAAUGAUCUAACAAGCCCGGGUACUUUUGAGUGGGAGGGCACGGGCAAGGCAUUUAACUAUACACAUUGGCUACAUGAGCAACCGGUGCACAUUGAAAGCGGCGGCUGUAUACAAUUUGGCGGUGGUGGUUUUGGACGUUGGUCCAUAGAAAAUUGCGAUACUAAGCGGUUAUUUGUUUGUGAGCGUAUGAAAAAUUAAUUACAAAAAUUAGUAUUUUUUUCCUAAAUUUUUGCACGA
Messenger RNA from Bactrocera latifrons, 567 nucleotides. RefSeq names its product perlucin-like. Lineage: Eukaryota; Metazoa; Arthropoda; Insecta; Diptera; Tephritidae. The record is from RefSeq and is a predicted model, not a curated record. Bases 34 to 528 code for a protein of 164 amino acids. Gene Ontology annotation, molecular function: signaling receptor activity. The transcript is spliced from 4 exons.